CAGAAAAACAACUCUCUUUUAUCUGUGUCUCCCUCUCUAACGGUACUCUCCAGAGCCUACGACGAUGCAGAGACAGUCUUUGGGCUCACCAGUCACCAAGCUCCACAGCCAUGGAGAAGCUAAAACCGAAACUCUCUCAAACGAAGACCUAAAGCGCAAAGACUUGCCAUCUCCAUUAGUGCUGACCAACAAUCACAUCGACGAAGAACACAAAACUGCAAAACCUCGCCGAUUCUCAACGUCGCCUCAAUCACCGCCUCCAAAACCUGAUAAACUCAUCCACCUCAUACCUGCCCUCACUCUUUUCUGCUUCCUCGUCCUCUACCUGUUCUCCCACACUCCCUCUCCGUCAGAUUUGGCUCAGUUCAACGGAUUUCAUCGUUCCGCGAAGCUUAUAGAUUCGACCGUAAUCAGCAAUAUCGACCGUUUAUCUGAGCUCCGGCGAAGCAAUGUUUUGGCAAUUCGAAGUCUCCGGAACUUACAAGAUGUCAACAAACCAGCUCCGAGAUAUCGCUCGCACCGGAAAAUCGCCGAUUUCUAGGCCGUUGUCCUCGGUUUGUAUCCUCUUUCCCCUCAACAGCUACUUCCACUUCCGGCGCGUGUGUUAUCUUCUUCUCUCAUUUGUUGCUUUGUGAACUACGUCUUCGUCUUCGUCGCUUUGUUUGGUUUGUCUGUAAUUUCGGAUUCAUACCGUGGAUAAGAACUCUAAGAUGCGCCAUCAUGGAGGCUCACGUUAGUGGUGGUGGGUUGAAUAAGCUUAACAGGCGCUGUCGGUGGAAACCAGCUGGAUUAUUCGGACCGUUACUCCGGUGAGGGCGCCAGCUGUCUUGUUUGUGGUACUGAGGGCAUCAGGUUCUCUCAUCUUCAGUGUAGCUGGUCCACCAAUGCUAACGUCACUCGAAUUGCACUCUUCUUCCGUGAUGCCGUGCGCAUGUCAAUACACGUGUAAAACAGCAAACCAACUCAUUAUUAAAAGGAAUUUAAAAAAAAAAAGAAGAAGAAAAAAAGAUUGUCCCCACUUUUUUGUUGCUUUGUUCCAGUAAAAAUUCUUUUACGUCA
This is a messenger RNA of Tripterygium wilfordii, 1059 nucleotides long. RefSeq lists its product as uncharacterized. The transcript is spliced from 3 exons. Bases 65 to 541 code for a protein of 158 amino acids. The record is from RefSeq and is a predicted model, not a curated record. NCBI's taxonomy places the organism in Eukaryota, Viridiplantae, Streptophyta, Magnoliopsida, Celastrales, Celastraceae.